AUGCUCACCGCUGUUACCGAGUUAUACACCCGCCUGCCAAGUGAUGUCGAAAAGCGCAAAGCCUGGAUUUACGAGGUGCCUCUUCCUGCUGUUCAUCACCUUCGUGAGGCCCUCAAUGCCGUGCCUUUGGACGACCCCGUUCCGCAAGAGAUCUUUGCCAAGUAUGAUGCUGCUGUCAUUGCUGCCACGAUUAAGCUAUGGUUGCUUGAGCUCGACCCACCAGUAGCAUUAUGGGAAGGAUGGGAUGAAAUUAGAAAGCUAUAUCCAGCGGUUGGAGCUGCGGCGAAGUCCGAGAAUACCGAAACAGAGACUCAACGCGUUUCUGACCUUGGUCUGGCCCUCCUACGACUACCCAAGGUCCAUCUUUUUGUGCUGGAUGCUAUCAUCAGUCAUUUGCGCAAUCUCAUCGACACCACUACGGCUGAGGAGACAGAAGAGGUUUACAUCACUAAAUUGGCCCUUUCUAUUGGACGCACUCUUAUCAGGCCCAAAUUUGAAUCUGAGCUCUCCAUUCAAGACCGCCAUCCGACUUUAAUGUUUAUUGACUUGCUUAAGAACCCGACGAUGAUCCGCGAUACUAUCUCCAAGAAGAAAAGGGAGUCGGAGCGCAAGGUUCCCUUGCGAAAGCGGACGGCUCCCAUUGAUAUGCGGCUUAGUCGAAGCAGAAUUUCCGUUGGGGCCGAUACAAAGCAACUCUUGGCUGCUCAACAAUCCCGCCUGUACCGCCACCUCUUGUGGCCAAACCCCCCGCCUCCGCCACCUCCUCCUAUCCUCGCACCUACUCCAUUUGUUGCCCCCCCUCCCCCGCCUGUGAUCGCGCCAACUCCGUUUGUGCCGCCACCGCCACCACCUGCUUUACCCACCGUGACAGAUCGCCCCGUUUUCAAGGAACCACCGCCUGAAACUGAUGACGAUGACCUUCCACCAAGGCCAUCGUUCAAAGAGCCUCGUCCAUCUUCGCCAGAUGCGACUCCACCCAGACCCAAGUUUGUAGACCCUCCCGCCGAACCAAUGUCGCCCACGAGAGGUGUUGCUUCUCCCCGCAGCGGAUCACCCGCUAUCGAGGACCAAAACAAAACCUCACUCUCUCGCUCAUCAUCUGGCCAGGCUGUCAGGGGGCCCCGUGGUGCGCGCGGGCCUCGCCCCCCGAGCAGUGGAAGCGUUUCAAGCAUUGUUUCCAAUCUAAACCGCAAGAAUUCGAUUGGCUCUUCACCGACCAGUCCCAACUAUAAACGCAACUCUGGUAGCCCCGGAAGGCCUUCCAGUGUUCUUGGCCGGUCUGCCGCAUUCUCAACACGUACGAUGGAGUCGGACGCUGAAGACAACCUCGUGGAUAAGAAGUAG
This is a messenger RNA of Mycena indigotica, 1344 nucleotides long. RefSeq lists its product as uncharacterized. Bases 1 to 1344 code for a protein of 447 amino acids. The transcript is spliced from 5 exons. Lineage: Eukaryota; Fungi; Basidiomycota; Agaricomycetes; Agaricales; Mycenaceae. The record is from RefSeq and is a predicted model, not a curated record. Gene Ontology annotation, biological process: signal transduction.